Lethenteron reissneri (Far Eastern brook lamprey) is the source of this 14978-nucleotide messenger RNA. It is a transcript of the gene DNAH10, whose product is annotated as dynein axonemal heavy chain 10. The record is from RefSeq and is a predicted model, not a curated record. Gene Ontology annotation, molecular function: ATP binding; minus-end-directed microtubule motor activity; dynein intermediate chain binding. Gene Ontology annotation, cellular component: dynein complex. Lineage: Eukaryota; Metazoa; Chordata; Hyperoartia; Petromyzontiformes; Petromyzontidae. Gene Ontology annotation, biological process: microtubule-based movement.
GAGGAGGUGGAGGAGGAUGGGGCUGAGCAAGGAGAGGCACAGGAGGAUGAGGCACCCAGGAACCGGUCCUUCCCGAGGAUCCGCGUGAUUCUCCACAUCCCGAGACUGUUGUCAAUGGAAAAAAUGAGGAUAGACCAGAGCAGCCCAGCGAGAAUGGGGUGGGCGUCCUCAUAACCAGCGGCCGCAACACAGCCCUGGGCACGAUCUCACAGGAUGGCAAGGAAGCACCCGAGGAAGUGGUGGAAAAGAAGUACAUAACGAAGACAGUAGUGGAGACAUACUUACACACGGUGCUGUACACGAGCCUGAACUAUGUGCCGGACACAUUUGCCGACAAUCAGGCCGUCUACUUUUUACGGGACGCCAAAGAACGCCUGGAUGAGCCGAGCGAUAUGCAGGAGGCCGCGUGUGAGCUUCCCCCGCCUCGUGGAGGUGGGGCUGCUGGGUGCCGGGUCACUGGCCUCCCUGCACGAGACACUCACGCAGGUGUUCGCGCCUCUGCUCGCCUACUCGCGGUACCGGCAGGGAGAGGGGUGGCGCGGCAAUGCCACAGAGGGGACCGUCGAGCCGCACUCCGUGCUGACCAUCCGAGACGAGUUCCUCAUGAGCCUGCCUAAGUUUGCUCAGCAAGUGCAGCAGACGGUGCACCAGCUGCAGGGCAAGGUGCGGCUCGAGAUGCCGGAGAUGGAACAGGGACGGAGUCCCAGAGAGCUGGCAGGUGACCCUGUGGUGGUGGCGAGCCUGGAGAGAGCUGUCACUGGCUGGCAAACCCAGAUCUCUGGCCUGUUGGAGAGCCUGCUGGGCAAGACGCCGCAGGGCAAGGGCCCCCUGGCCGAAGUGGACUUCUGGCGCGAGCGCUGCGCAGUGCUGAGCGCCGUGUGCGAGCAACUGCGUUCGCCAGCUGCCCUGGCCGUGCUCGCCGCCCUGGGCCACGCCGAGCCCGUGGCGCUGCAGAAUUUCCAGCUGACGGCGUCCGAACUGGCGGCACUGCAGGUGGAGGCCAAGGACAACGUGCGCUUCCUCUCCACGUUGGAGCGCCACUUUAAGAACCUGGCGCACGGGAGCGGCUUUGGCGUGCUGCUGGAGACGGUGCCGUGCAUGAUGGGCGCCCUCCGCAUGGUGUGGAUCAUCUCGCGCCACUACAACAAGGACGAGCGCAUGGUGCCACUCAUGGAACGCAUCGCCUGGGAGAUCGGCGAGCGUGUGCGGCGCGUGCUCAACGUGCGCGACCUCUUCAGCGAGGACUGCGAGUUGGCUAUGUCGCGAGCGCUGGAGGCUCGCCGCGUGCUGGAGCUCUGGCGGGAGUCCUACCUGGAGGUGCGUGCUCGCAUCGAGGCGUCGGGCCGAGACCAGCGCUGGGAGUUUGACCGCCGCCUGCUGUUCGAGAGCACCGACUUCAUGGCGUCCAUCUGCCAGGACCUGCACGAUGUCGUACAGGUGUUGGAGGAGUUCUACAACAUCUUCGGGCCGGAGCUGAAGGCGGUAACGGGAGACGCCCGGCGUAUCGACGAGGUGGUGCAGCGCGUGGACGCGCUCGCCGUGCCCUUCCGCGACCUGCCCUUCGACCCUUUCGACCUUCGACACACGCACUCGUGGCGGCUCGUCAUGGAGGCCUUCCGCAGCCAAGUCAGGGCAAUCGAGGAGGAGGCUAAGAGCUUCAUAGACGAGUCGUUCCGGAGUCUGCGCUCCGCCGAGGCGGCCUUCGACAUGCUCCAGCGGUUCCGGCACAUCCGUCGCUCGCGCCGCGCUAUCAACAACCAGAUGAUGCACAAGUUCAACGACAUUCUGGAUCAGUACUGCAAAGAGCUGGAGGUCGUGCAGGCGCUGUUCACGAAGCACGCAUCUGAGCCACCCGUGGGUAAGAGCGAGCCGCCCGCAGCCGGCGCCAUCCUGUGGGCAAGGUCGCUGUUCCAACGCGCCAAACGACCCAUCGUGCGCUUCCAGGAGGCGGAGGGGAUGCUGGCCACCGAGCAGGGCAAGGAGGUGAGGAGGCGGUACGUGGAGUUUGCGCGAGUGGUGAAGGAGUACGAGGACUCUCGUCACGAGCAGUGGCGCCGCGACACGGAGCAGGCCCUGCCGGCACUCCUGCGCCGGAACCUGCUGUGCCGUGUGACCGUCGACUCCGCCGAGCAAGGGACAACCAUCAUCGAGAGCAGCAGCAGUGAGUACGGCGAGGACUGCCCGCCGCGAGGAGCCCGCUAUGCCGUCAAUUUCGCCCCGGAGCUGCUAGAAGAGAUGGCCGAGUCCAAGCGCAUGGAGGCGCUGGGCUACACGGUGCCGGAGUUGGCGCGCAAUGUCACGCUGCAGGAAGACAAGUACCACAGGUACGUGGAAGGCCUGAAGAGGCUACUGGGCAGCCUGCAGGUGGUGCUGAGCAGCGCGAGCGAAGCAGAGACACAGCUGCUGGACGAACACCUUCAUGCCCUGUGGAAGGUGCUGCUGCCCGGCUACCGCAGGCUCAACUGGAACUCUCUCGGCAUCGCGGACUACAUUUCGCGCUGUGAGGUGGCGCUUAGCAAGCUGGAGUCACUUGUGGCCCAGGUGCAGAAGAAUGCGAGGGACGUGACCUCGAAGCUGGCGCUUAUCGAGUCCGCCGACCUCUUCCGUUUCCCCGUUGCGAAGUCGGACGAUGAUGUCCCAGGGGUGAAGGAAUUCUUUGAGAGGGUUGAGCAAGCGCGGGCACAGGACGUGGAUGUGCUGGUCCGCCGGUGGUUGGCCGUGGGGCCUCUGCUCACCAAGGUGGAGGGUGUGGUGGCCGGGACCAACACGGGCCGCUCGCCACGCCUAGGGGCCUACUAUGCGUACUGGGAGGGUCGCGCCUAUGAGGCUCUGCGCAAGAUGGUGCUGAGGAACCUGCAGCGCCUGAAUUCUCUGCUGUUGGGCGAGCGUCCACUGUUCUCGCUGGACGUCGCCCUCUCGGCGCCUGACAUAGUGCUGCAGCCGGCCGCCGGCGAGGUCUACAAACUCGUGCUUCACUCGGCCAGUGGCUGCGUGGAGACCACCAAGCACUUUGUGCGUUGGAUGCACGGCACGUGCCUGGAGACGCCACCACAGCCUGUGCGUGGGGAGGACGAGCCCAUCAUCUUCAACUUCUUCGCCGACGUGGCCAAGGACCCGGCGGUCGUGGAGCUGUUUCAGGCCGCCCUGCAGGGCAUGCAGCGUGUGCUGCAUUCAUUGACGCGCCCCCUUGUGCGCUGGGGACGGUACCGCCAGCUCUGGAAGAUGGACAAGGCUAUACAGAUGGAGAAGUUUGCGUCGCGCCGGCCCUCGGUGAUCUUGUACGACGACAAGCUGCAGUACUACCGGCGUGUGAGCGACGAGAUGGGCGGCCAGCCGGCGGUGCGCACGGAGCACUGCGUCCUCCUGCGCCUGGCGCCGCUCGUCGACGCCGUGCGGAGGCACGCCCGCGCCUGGGUCCUCUCGCUCGGCGAGCUGCUCAACGAGUCAGCGCGACAGGACCUGCACGGGCUGAGAGACGAGCUGCAGGAGCUGCUGAAGGGUGUGCGGCAAAGUCCCGACAGCCUGGAGGAGCUGAAGGGCGUCCUCGCCAACAUCUCGAACAUCCGAGACGUGUCGCUCGCCGUAGAGGCUCGUAUCUGCGAUAUCAAGGAGCGGUACCGCACGCUGGCCAUGUACAACAUUGAGGUCAGGGAGGAUGAGCUGGAGCUGGUGGGGAGUAUCCAGGAGGCGUGGGAUGACCUGGUGCUUGAGUCAAAGCAGGUGGACUUCAGCCUUGGCUCCGUUAAGAAGCAGUUCACCCAGAUUACGGCUGGGCAGAUCGAGGCAUUCCAGACGGUCGUGGGCAGCUUUGCCGAUCGAUUCCACAAGGAGGGGCCGGGCUCUGUGGGGUCUGACCUCGACAGCGGUCUCCGCAUGCUGGCGGAGUAUGAGAAGGAGCUGGCAGAGCAUGAGAAGGAGCGGCAGGAGCUGGCCAACGCCGAGAAGCUGUUCGACCUGUCCAUCACGGCCUACCCAAACCUGCAGCAGCUGCAGCGGGAGGUGCGGGGCCUUCGCCAGAUCUACGACAUCUUCCAGGCCUUCACGUCCUCCAAGGAGGAGUGGUCCCAGACGCUGUGGGCCAACCUGGACGUGUCGCAGCUGCAGGGCGGUACGGAGGGGCUCUUCAAGACGCUGAAGCGGCUUCCCCGUGACGUGCGCUCGCUGCCCGCCGCCCACCACCUCGAGGCCAAGAUGAAGGAGUUCCGCGACUCUAUCCCACUUCUGCUGGACAUCAAGAAUGAGGCGAUGAGGGAUCGCCACUGGCAGGAGCUGAUGGAAAAGACUGGGCAGCGCUUCCAGAUGAACGCGGAGACUUUCACGCUGGAGAACAUGUUCACUAUGGAGUUGCACCGGCAUGCGGAGGUCAUCGGCGCCAUCGUCUCGUCCGCCGUCAAGGAGCUGGGCAUUGAGAAGGGCGUGCGCGAGGUGGCCGACACGUGGGAGGGCAUGAAGCUGACAGUGUCGCGCUACUCGAAGGGCGGCAGGGAGCGUGGCCACGUGUUGGGCUCGGUGGACGAGGUGCUGCAGGCCCUCGAUGACCACGGCAUGAACCUGCAGAGCAUGGCCGGCAGCCGCUACGUGGGCCCCUUCCUGGCGUCCGUGCAGGGCUGGGAGCGUUCGCUCUCCCACAUUAGUGAGGUCAUACAGGUGUGGAUGGUGGUGCAGCGAAAGUGGAUGUACCUGGAGAGCAUCUUCAUCGGGGGCGACAUUCGGGCGCAGCUGCCCGAGGAGGCCAACAAAUUUGAUGCCAUCGACAAGGAAUUUCAGAAGAUCAUGUCGGAGACAUCGCGUAACCCCGUGAUCAAGGUUUGCUGCCUGGCUACGGGUCGCCUGGCCGACCUGCAGGGGCUGAGCGAGGGGUUGGAGCGUUGCCAGAAGAGCCUCAACGACUACCUCGACUCCAAGCGGAACGCCUUCCCCAGGUUCUUCUUCAUCUCCGACGACGAGCUGCUGAGCAUCCUGGGAAGCGGGGACCCUUCCUGUGUGCAGGAGCACAUGAUUAAGAUGUUCGACAAUGUAGCAUCGCUGACGCUGGAGGCUGGCGGCGCAGGUGGCGGCGUGCUCGCCACAGCCAUGGUGUCGGCCGAAGGGGAACGUAUGGAAUUCCGGACACCGGUGGCGGCCGAGGGCCGCGUCGAGGACUGGAUGACGGCCGUCCUGCACGAGAUGCGGCGCACCAACCGGCUGCUCACCAAGCAGGCCGUCUUCAACUACUGCAAGGACUGUGGCAGGGUGGACUGGAUGCUGCAGUACCAGGGCAUGGUGGUGCUGGCCGGCUGCCAGGUGUGGUGGACCUGGGAGGUCGAGGAUGCCUUCAUCAAGGUCGUGGGCGGGGGCGGCAGUGCGGGUGGCGACAAGAUGGCGGUCAAGGACCUGGCGGAGCGGCUGCACCUGCAGAUCGACGAGCUCGUGACGCGCAUCGCUCAGCCGCUGGAACGCAACGACCGCAAGAAGAUCAACACAGUGCUCAUCGUGGAUGUGCACGCUCGCGACAUCGUCGACGCCUUCGUCAGGGACAGCAUCAUGGAUGCGCGGGAGUUUGAGUGGGAGAGCCAGCUGCGCUUCUACUGGGAGCGCGAGGCUGACGAGCUCUCCGUGCGCCAGUGCACGGGCACCUUCGGCUACGGCUAUGAGUACAUGGGGCUCAACGGGCGGCUCGUCAUCACGCCGCUCACCGACCGCAUCUACCUCACCCUCACCCAGGCACUGUCCAUGUUCCUGGGUGGGGCGCCAGCAGGCCCGGCGGGCACGGGAAAAACGGAAACCACCAAGGACUUGGCCAAGGCCCUGGGCCUGCUCUGUGUUGUGACCAACUGCGGCGAAGGCAUGGACUACAAGGCCAUGGGAAAGAUCUUUUCGGGCCUGGCCCAGUGCGGCGCCUGGGGCUGCUUCGACGAGUUCAACCGCAUCGACGCGUCGGUGCUCUCGGUCAUCUCGUCCCAGAUCCAGACGAUCCGCAAUGCGCUCAUCCACCACCUCAAGCGCUUCCAGUUUGAGGGCUGUGAGAUCGCGCUUGACUCGCGCGUGGGGAUCUUCAUCACGAUGAAUCCGGGCUACGCGGGACGCACGGAGCUGCCCGAGUCGGUGAAGGCUCUCUUCCGGCCCGUCGUGGUCAUCGUGCCCGACAUGCAGCAGAUCUGCGAGAUCAUGCUCUUCUCAGAGGGAUUUCUACUGGCCAAGAUGCUCGCGAAGAAGAUGACGGUGUUGUACAAGCUGGCGCGCGAGCAGCUCUCCAAGCAGCACCACUACGACUUCGGCCUCCGCGCCCUCAAGUCCGUGCUCGUCAUGGCCGGCGAGCUCAAGCGCGGUUCGCCCGACCUCAGCGAGGACGUGGUGCUGAUGCGUGCCCUGCGGGACAUGAACCUGCCCAAGUUUGUGUUUGACGACGUUCCCCUCUUCCUGGGCCUCAUCUCGGACCUCUUCCCGGGCCUAGACUGCCCGCGCGUGCGCUACCCUCAGUUCCACGACGCCGUGGAGGCCACGCUCAGCCCAGGGCGGAUACUUGCCCCCACGCAGGUGGACAAGGUGGUGCAGAUGUACGAGACCAUGAUGACUCGGCACACCACGAUGGUGGUGGGGCCCACGGGUGGCGGCAAGUCCGUGGUCAUCAACACUCUGUGCCAGGCUCAGACGAGGCUGGGGUUGGUGACGAAGCUCUACGUGCUCAACCCCAAGGCCAUGAGCGUGGUGGAGCUGUACGGCGUUCUCGACCCCAACACGCGGGACUGGACCGACGGCGUUCUCUCCAACAUCUUUCGCGAGAUCAACAAACCCACCGACAAGCAGGAGCGCAGGUACAUCCUGUUUGACGGCGACGUGGACGCCCUGUGGGUGGAGAACAUGAACUCGGUGAUGGACGACAACAAGCUGCUGACGCUCGCCAACGGGGAACGCAUCCGCCUGCAGAACACGUGCGCGCUGCUCUUCGAGGUGGGAGACCUGCAGUACGCAUCUCCGGCCACCGUGUCACGUUGCGGCAUGGUCUACGUGGACCCCAAGAACCUGGAGUACCAGCCAUACUGGCAGCGGUGGCGCAACAGCCGCCCCGCCAAGGACCAAGCGGAGCUGCAGCGGCUCUUUGAGAAGUACGUGCCGUCGUGCAUGGAGAUGAUCGUGGACGGGGUGGUGGACGGCCGGCAAGGGGAGCCACUCAAGACCAUCGUUCCCCAAACUGACCUCAACAUGGUGAACCAGCUGUGCGCAAUGCUCAACGCGGUACUGCACGAGGAGGAGGCGGAGGACGCGGCCGUGCUCGAGUGCCACUUCCUGGAGGCGCUCUACUGCUCGCUGGGCGCCACGCUGCUGGAGGGGGCGCGCGCUACCUUCGACUCGCACGUCAAGGGCCUCUCUGCUAUGACCACCGUCGCCGACGACCUCAAGACCGGCGCCCAGCCCGGCGAGCUGCCCGGCCAGUGCCCGACGCUGUUCGAGUACCACUUUGACAGAGAGAGUCAGAGCUGGGUUCCCUGGAGUCGCCUGGUUCCAGCCUACGUGUACGAUGCACAAGUCCGCUUCUGCGACAUCCUGGUCCCCACGGUGGACACGGUGCGCACCAGCUGGCUGCUGGAGCAGAUGGUGCGGACGCGUCGGCCCGUGUUGCUGGUGGGUGAGUCGGGCACCUCCAAGACAGCCACCACGCACAACUUCCUCAAGGGCCUCGACAGCGAUACCACGCUGCUACUGCCCAUCAACUUCUCGUCACGCACCUCCUCGCUCGACGUCCAGCGAAGCCUGGAGGCGAGCGUGGAGAAGAGGACCAAGGACACGUACGGCCCGCCGGUCGGAAAACGCCUGCUGAUCUUCAUGGACGACCUCAACAUGCCGAGGGUGGAUGAGUAUGGCACGCAGCAGCCGAUAGCGCUGCUCAAGCUGCUGCUGGAGAGGGGCAGCCUGUACGACCGCGGCAAGGAGAUGAUCUGCAAGACACUCAGGGACCUUGGCUACGUUGCAGCCAUGGGCAAGGCCGGGGGUGGCCGCAACCAGGUGGACCCUCGCUUCCUCUCGCUCUUCACGGUCUUCCACAUCACCUUCCCGUCCGAGGAAUCGCUCCAUUACAUCUACACCUCUAUUCUACGUGGGCACACCCUGAUGUUUUCGGAAGAGGUGCGAGCGGCGUGCGACCUUUUGACGUCCUGCACGCUGCAGCUGUACCACGCGGCCGUGAGCGAGCUACCCCCGACUCCGUCCAAGUUCCACUACAUCUUCAACCUGCGAGACCUGUCCCGGAUCUACCAGGGCCUCUGCCUCACCACACCUGAAAGGUUCACCACCGUUGGUCACAUGGUGCGGCUGUGGAGGAACGAGUGCCUGCGUGUGUUCCACGACCGUCUCAUCAACACCGACGACAAAAUCCUGGUGGAGCGCCACGUGCGCCGUCUGCUGGAGGAGCACUUUCCGCACGAUGUGGAAGUGACCAUGCGAGACCCCAUCCUCUUCGGCGAUUACCGCUCGGCGCUGAGCCCCGGCGAGCCGCGCCUCUACGAGGACAUCCAGGACUACGAGGCGGCACGUGCGCUCUUCCAGGAAAUCCUGGAGGAGUACAACAGCAGCGAGACGCCCAUGAACCUGGUGCUGUUUGAGGACGCGUUGGAGCACGUGACGCGCGUCCACCGCACCCUGAGGAUGGAGCGCGGCCACGCGCUGCUCGUCGGCGUUGGCGGCUCUGGCAAGCAGUCGCUCUCGCGCCUUGCUGCCUAUGCCGCCGGCUGCCAGGUGUUUGAGAUUACCCUGAGCCGAGGCUACAACGAGAGCAGCCUGCGGGACGACCUGAAGGCCCUGUACACACGCCUUGGCGUGGAGGGGAAGCCCACGGCCUUCCUCUUCACCGACGCCCACGUGGUCGAGGAGGGAUUCCUAGAGCUCAUCAACAACAUGCUGACGGCCGGCAUAGUGCCGGCGCUGUUUCCGGACGACGAGAAGGAGGCUCUGAUCGGGCAGGUGCGGGACGAGGCGGCGCGGGCCGGCUGUGGCCCCGCUCGCGAGAGCGUGUGGCACUAUUUUGUGAGCAAGUGCGCCAGCAACCUGCACAUCGUGCUCGCCAUGUCUCCCGAUGGGGACACGCUGAGGACGCGCUGCCGCAACUUCCCAGGGCUGGUGAACAACACAUGCAUCGACUGGUUCCUGCCGUGGCCCGAGCAGGCCUUGCUGGCCGUAGCGCAAUCCUUCUUGGGUGAGAACCCGAUGAUCCCCAGUGAGCACCGCGGCGCCGUGGUAAGCCACGUGGUGAGCGUCCACUGCUCGGUGGGUGAUUUCAGCGUCCAGUUCCAGCGCAAGCUUCGACGCAGCAACUAUGUGACGCCCAAGAACUACCUGGACUAUCUGGCCACCUACACCCGGCUGCUGGAGGAGAAGGACUUGUACAUCCUUGGUCAGUGCCAGCGUCUGGAGGGGGGACUGGACAAGCUCGCGGAGGCAAGCGUGCAACUGGCUGAACUUAACGAGCGUCUGGCCGAGCAGAAGGUGGUUUUGGCGGCCAAAUCAUUGGCGUGCGAUGCCCUGCUGGAGGAGAUCUCGCGCAGCACGGAGACAGUGAACGAGAAGAAGCAGCUGGCGGAGGAGAAGGCGCGGGAGAUCGAGGACCAGAACCGCGUGAUCGCCGUGGAGAAGGGGGAGGCGGAGGAGGCACUCGCGGCCGCCCUUCCGGCGCUGCAGGCUGCGCGCCGCGCCCUGCAGGAGCUCGACAAAAGUGACGUCACAGAGAUCCGGUCGUUUGCCACGCCGCCCAAGCAGGUGCAGACCGUGUGCGAGUGCAUCCUGUUGAUGCGGGGCCACAAGGAGGUCAGCUGGAAGGCAGCCAAGGGCAUGAUGUCGGAGUCUAACUUCCUGCGCAAUCUCAUGGAGAUGGACUGCGAUGCCAUAGGACAAGGGCAGGUCAAGCUCAUACGAGGGAUUCUGAAGAGCCUGGGCACCACCUACGAGGAGAUGGUGCCCAUUAGCCGUGCUGGCGCUGGCAUGCUCAAGUUUGUUGAGGCCGUCAUGGGCUACUGCGAGGUGGCGCGCGAGAUCAAGCCCAAGCGAGACAAGGUCGCGCGGUUGGAGCGAGACUUCUAUCAGAGCAAGCGCGAGCUGGAGCGUAUCCAGGCGGAGCUGGCGACUCUGCAGGCGGAGCUCGCCGCCCUGGGCAGCAAGUACGAGGCGGCCAUGUUGGAGCGGCAGCAGCUGCAGGCCGAGAACGAGGUCAUGGAGCGACGUCUGCUCGCCGCCGACAAGCUCAUCUCGGGCCUGGGCUCCGAGAACGCGCGGUGGAUGAGCGAGCUGCAGGAGCUGCGCCAGCGGCGGGUGCGCCUGCUGGGCGACUGCGUGCUGUCGGCCGCCUUCCUCUGCUACUCGGGCGCCUUCAGCUGGGAGUUCCGGAGCGCCAUGCUGAGCGACGCCUGGGAGAAGGAGGUGCGCGAGCGGGAGAUCCCACUCAGCCAGCCCUUCCGCGUCGAGUCCCUGCUCACCGACGACGUGGAGAUCAGCAGGUGGGGCUCGGAGGGUCUGCCGCCCGACGAGCUGUCGGUGCAGAACGGUAUCCUGACGACGCAUGCAAGCCGCUUCCCGCUCUGCAUCGACCCGCAGCAGCAGGCCCUCAACUGGAUCCGCCGCAAGGAGCAGAAGAACAACCUCAAGGUGUCAUCGUUCAACGACCCAGACUUCCUGAAGCAGCUGGAGAUGGCGAUAAAGUAUGGCUUCCCGUUCCUCUUCCAAGACGUGGACGACUACAUCGACCCCGUGAUCGACAAUGUGCUCGAGCGGAACAUCAAGGGGCAGCAGGGGCGGCAGUACGUGGUGCUGGGCGACAAGGAGGUGGAUUAUGACCCGAGCUUCAGGCUCUACCUCAACACGAAGCUCGCCAACCCCAGGCUCUCGCCGUCCAUCUUCGGCAAGGCCAUGGUCAUCAACUACACGGUGACGCUGAAGGGCCUGGAGGACCAGCUGCUGAGCGUGAUCGUGGCGUUUGAGCGCAGCGAACUGGAGGAGCAGCGCGAGCGCCUCAUCCAGGAGACGAGCCACAACAAGCGCCUGCUCAAGGAGUUGGAGGACUCGCUGCUGCGCGAGCUCGCCACCUCCACGGGCAACAUGCUGGACAACGCCGAGCUCGUGCUCACGCUGGAGGACACCAAGGCCAAGGCCACCGAGGUGGCGGAGAAGCUGGCACUGGCGGAGAAGACGGCGCUGGACAUCGACCGCCUGCGCGACGGUUACCGCCCGGCAGCCAAGCGCGGGGCCCUGCUGUUCUUCUCGCUCGCUGACAUGGCCCAGGUGAGCGGGAUGUACCAGUACUCGCUGUCCGCCUUCCUCGGCGUGUUCGACCUGUCACUGCGCAAGUCUCUCCCGGACACCGCGCUUCCCAAGAGGCUCGUCAACAUCACGGACACGCUCACGCACAACGUCUACAACUACGGCUGCACAGGGCUCUUCGAGAAGCACAAGCUGCUGUUCUCGCUCAACAUGGCGAUCCGAUUGGAGCAGGCCGAGGAGCGCGUCCCUCAGAGUGAGCUGGAUUUCUUCCUCAAGGGCAACAUCUCCCUGGAGAAGAGCGCUCGCGCGCGCCCCUUCGACUGGCUGCCCGAGCAGGGCUGGCAGGACGUGGUGCAGCUCGCCGAGGUGUCGCCCGACGCCUUCGCCUCCCUCCCCGACCACGUGGAGCGCAACGGGGAGGCCUGGAGACAGUGGUUCGACCUGGACACGCCGGAGCAGGCGCCCCUCCCAGACGGCUACGCCCACUCGCUCUCCGCCUUCCAGCACCUGCUGGUGCUGCGCUGCUUCCGCGUGGACCGCGUGUACCGCGCCAUCUCCGACUACGUGGCCAGCACCAUGGGGGAGAGGUAUGUCCAGCCGCCGGUGGUGAACCUGGAGGGCGUGCUGGAGCAGAGCUCGCCCAUGUCCCCCGUCGUCUUCAUCCUCAGCGCCGGCUCCGACCCCGCCGGGGACCUGGCCAAGCUCGCCGAGAGGACCGGCUUCAGCGGCAGCCGCCUGAAAAUGCUGGCAAUGGGACAGGGGCAGGAGAAGGUGGCGCUGCAGCUGCUGGGGCACGCGGUGUCACGCGGUCACUGGCUCAUGCUGCAGAACUGCCACCUGCUGCCACGCUGGCUCAAGGAGCUGGAGAAGGCACUGGAGGGCAUCUCGAAGCCGCACCCGGACUUCCGCCUCUGGCUGACGACUGACCCCACGCCCAGCUUCCCCAUCGGCAUCCUGCAGCGCUCGCUGAAGGUGGUGACAGAACCACCCAACGGCCUGAAGCUGAACCUACGCGCCACCUAUUUCCGCGUGUCGCACGAGGCGCUGGACGGCUGCCCACACCCGGCGUUCCGGCCGCUCGUGUACACGCUCGCGUUUUUCCACGCCGUGGUGCAGGAGCGCCGCAAGUACGGCAAGCUGGGCUGGAACGUGCCGUACGACUUCAACGAGUCCGACUUCCAGGUGUGCAUGGAGAUUCUCUGCACCUACCUGAGCAAGGCGCACGAGCAGGCCAAUGGACGCAUCCCCUGGGCCAGCCUCAAGUACCUCAUUGGCGAGGUGAUGUACGGUGGGAGAGCCAUCGACAGCUUCGACAGGCGCAUCCUGACUACCUACAUGGACGAGUACCUGGGCGACUUCCUCUUCGACUCCUUCCAGAUGUUCCACUUCUUCUGCAACAGCGAGACCGACUACCGCCUCCCGCCAGACGGGCCCAAGGAUGCCUACGUCGCUGAGGUGGAGUCGCUUCCGCUGGCCAACACGCCCGAGGUGUUUGGGCUCCACUCGAAUGCCGAGAUCGGCUACUACACGCAGGCAGUGCGCGCCAUGUGGAGGCAUCUGGUCGACCUGCAGCCGCAGACAGGUGAGACGGGCAGCGGGGUGAGCCGCGACGAGUUCAUCUCGGGGGUGGCUCGCGACAUCCAGGCGCGGCUGCCACUGCCAUUCGAGCUGGGCCAGACGCGCAAGCAGCUGGGCGCCGUGCUGUCGCCCACGGCCGUCGUGCUGCUGCAGGAGAUGCAGCGCUUCAAUGCGCUGCUGCAACGCAUGGCGCGCUCGCUCGCCGAGCUGCAGAGGGCACUGGCGGGCGAGGUGGGGAUGAGCGGGGAGCUGGAUGAGGUGGCACGCGCCCUCUUCAACGGGACGAUCCCGGCCAUCUGGCGCCGCCUGGCUCCGGAUACCCUCAAGUCUCUCGCUAACUGGAUGGUGCACUUCCACCAGCGGCACCAGCAGUACUCGGCAUGGGUCGAGGACGGGGAGCCGACCGUCAUGUGGCUGUCCGGCCUGCACAUCCCCGAGUCCUACCUCACGGCGCUGGUGCAGGCCACGUGCCGCAAGAACGGCUGGCCGCUCGACCGCUCCACGCUCUACACGCAAGUCACGACCUUCCGCGGUCCCGAGGAGGUCACCGAGCGGCCCGGGCAAGGGUGCUUCGUGUCAGGCCUGUUCCUGGAAGGGGCCGACUGGGACGUGGAGGCCAGCUGCCUGGUGCGGAGCAAGCCCAAGGUGCUGAUGGUGCAGCUGCCGGUCCUCAAGAUCAUCCCCAUCGAGUCGCACCGCCUCAAACUCCAGAGCACGCUGCGGACGCCAGUUUACACGACAUCCACGCGCCGCAACGCGAUGGGCGUGGGCCUGGUGUUCGAGGCCGACCUCUUCACUACAAAGCACCCGUCCCACUGGGUGCUGCAGGGCGUCUGCCUCACCCUCAACUGCGACUAGGACCUCAGCUGUGCAUGACGCCGCCCCGAUGCACAGUCCCCCCCCCUCGGUGCAGAUGUUUGCCCCCUCGCUCUUCUUAUCUUAUCCACGAUUUUAUAGAGCACUUUUGUCAAAGACCUUUACAAGAAUAAAAAAUGAUACAUUAGUAUUGGUGGAUGCGGAAAAGGGAGGGGAUUUGAGUGUUGGGGAGGAGAGGUGAUGUUAAGGAAGGGUGAUGAUAGGAAAAGGGAGGGGCGAGGUUAGAAGGGGACGGGGGGGGGGGAUGAUAAAGGACAGGAAGUAGUAGAGGGAUACGCUGUUCAUCGUGAUACGCUGUUCAUCGUGAUACAUGCUGCUGUGCGGUGGCCGGGUGGCGCAGAGGAGCCAAGGCAGUGUUCAGAACAAUGAGACGGUGGUACUGCUGAGAUCCUGGGUUUCGGAGCCUUGGGUCUCAGCCUUCUGUGAUCAAACCAGGUUCUCAAGUGCAGAGAUAAUGGUCUCUGCCCAUUCACCAAUGACGAGUAAAAAAAAAAAACUAUCAUGUUAAAUUGGUUUUUACUUAAUUCAGUACAUUUUCCAGCUCCAACGGCUAAAAGACACCUGGUUGCCAUGCAAAAAGCAUCUCCUGUCGCAGGCCAAUAUGCAAAGAGACUUAAUUCGUAUGUCUGUCACAUCAUCUUCCAAAGGUCUCUCUCUAACAUGGGCAGAUAUACUGCUGUCUGAGAGUUCCGAAUGGAAAUGUGCGUCGUAACAUGACACCGAUAGCAUCAUAGGACCUAAUUCGCAAAAACAAUCAUGCGCUCGACAAAGUGCAAUAACUCAGACCGCAAUGGCCACAGAGUUCAUUGUACUAGUCCCCUGAAGCCAGAAUGUAAAGCAUGCAUUUUCAAAAGCCCAACUACCCACUUAUGACCCUUUCAAAUGAUGCACUUUUGCAAAUGUAUAUUGUAAGGCUGGCUUGCACACAAACAGUAAUAUGUUGUGUAUGUUCUUUUUGUAGCUUUGUACGGCAGUAGUAAUUUUAUCCUCUUUCACGUAACAAUAUUUUUUAUUACUUCCGCUGCAGUCUUCAUCAGUGCUGCGUGCGUGUGUGAAUCAUGCCUUCUAAUACAAAUGUAAAUCAUGUCGCAAGGUGCUGUGUAGAAGACAUUGCAAAAAAUCAUAAACUCUCACAAGCAAAAUGUGUAAGGCGUUGGCUCUUUUUAUUUUGAAUCAUUUUUAAAUUAUCAUCACCAUUAUCGUAAUGUUUUGUAAUUAUUAUUUACUACGUAGCAUACAGCAAAUCAUGAGUAAGUAAAAAAACAAACCGUGUCUAGGUCGACUUAAAUAAAGAAUUAGAU